CUCUCUUCUUCUUCACUCUCCUCCGCCGCCGCUGUACCUCGCCGUCGCGGAUCGAUCCCACAGCCGUCGCCGGGAUCUCCCACCGCCGUAUUUCCUCCGACCUUCUUUCUCGGAGCCCGGUCGCGCCACCGCAAACCGAGUGGAGGAUCAGCUCGAGCGCCGGCGCCGGCGCGGUAGGGAGGCCACGCGAAUCGGCGGCGACCAGAGAGGAUUAGGAGGAAGGCGGCGCGCGGCGGAGCGGGAGAAGGGAGCCGGCUGUGCUUCAGGCUGUAACCUCUGGGCUCACCUAAAUGCUGCGAUCCUCCUCGCCGCACACGCUAGACGGAGUCCUGUGGGCCAAGGCAGCCUCCUUGGCCGCCCUCCGCCAGUACUAUGCCCUCCCCAAGAAGGGCAAGCCGCAGGGAUGCGAGUCCACCGUCCUCGCCGCCUUCCUGCUCUCCUUCCCGCAGAACCCACUCAACCCAACCGUCCUCUCCCUGGCCACUGGCACGAAGUGCCUCGGCGCAGCACGCCUUGCACGCCGCGCGCUUCUCCGCCUCAUCUAUGCCGAGAUCGGUACGGACAACCCACCAAGUUGGCUGGUUGCAUCUGGCACUGAUGGGCGAUGGAGGCUGAAGGACGGGCAUCAGCUGCAUCUCUACAUCACGCAGCUCCCCUGUGGGGUCAUGCCGGUGCCGCCGUCACCCUUGGAGGUUCGAAGGGAACAACUAGAUACCAUGGCGAAUGGAUACAGUGAUGUUGGUUUCGUUCAAAGGAAGCCAGGGCGUGGUGAUACAACAUUGUUAGUGAGCUGUUUUGACAAAAUUACUCGCUGGUGUGCCGUUGGGAUUCAAGGUGCAUUGCUGUCACACAUUCUCGAACCCCUGUAUUUGUCCACCAUUACCAUUGGACAAUUACCUGGUGGUGCACCUGACGGGUUUUGUAUUGAAAGUAACGUUGUAAAAGUUCUUUGUGCUCGUCUGUCCUGUCUAUCCAGAAAAUUCCCUGACCCUUUCAAAACGAACAAGCCACUAUUUUUUGAGGCACCUAUUCCCCCUAAAGAGUUUCAACAGACUUCAGGAGAUAUACCGCCUUUGACUUGCGGGUAGUUAUAUGGUACUCAAUAUGCUGGAAUAAAUCCAGUUUCCAUGAAGUUGUUUUAGGAACAACUGGGAGAAAACAAGGUACAUCUUCAAAGGCAGCAUCCUCACCCUCCACUGAGUCAUUGCUCUGCAAG
Messenger RNA from Triticum dicoccoides, 1216 nucleotides. Its product is annotated as tRNA-specific adenosine deaminase TAD1-like. Gene Ontology annotation, molecular function: double-stranded RNA binding; double-stranded RNA adenosine deaminase activity; tRNA-specific adenosine deaminase activity. The transcript has 7 exons. Gene Ontology annotation, cellular component: cytoplasm; nucleolus. NCBI's taxonomy places the organism in Eukaryota, Viridiplantae, Streptophyta, Magnoliopsida, Poales, Poaceae. The record is from RefSeq and is a predicted model, not a curated record. Gene Ontology annotation, biological process: RNA processing; adenosine to inosine editing. Bases 291 to 1088 code for a protein of 265 amino acids.